AUGGCAAAUCUCGUUAGUGGAACAGCAUUACAUCCGACUCGCGCAAGUCAUGCAAGAUCCCACGAGGCCAAUUUUAAAAGGGUAGUGGCUAAGGUUAAUGAUGCUGUAAGGAGAGCCCACGCUUCCAGCAAGGCUUACACGAGAGUCCAUGUGGUCUCUUUUCGCUGGUCAAAUGAUGAUAUUGGUCUUGGAACCAUUGAGAGUGACCUGCUACAAGCAUUCCGCAACAGCUUUAAUUUCAAGACCGAGAGCUAUUUGCUCCAACACCAGAGCCCACGGUUACGGCUAGAUGUCUCGAACUACUUGAACAAGCUUAUAAACAAGAUUGACAGCACAAGCCUCUUGAUAGUUGUCUAUGAAGGCCACUCCACCACAGCUGGGCAACACCAGAACCAGUUGCUGCUACAUGGAGCAAGAUUUCCCAUCGCGCCAACAAUACUCUGGGACCUAAUCCACCAACCUCUCACAGCGUGUCAAGGGGACGUCCUGGUCGUACUAGACUGCUGUGCUGCAGCCGUCGCCGCCUUACAAGAAUCAGAGGUCGAAUUUCUGGUUGCUUCAGCAUUCGAGUCAUCAACGACAGCAAACAUCGCCACAAGCUUUUCAUCACGCUUAAUCGAACUUCUUGAAAGCUACGCCAAGACAGAGGUGACUGUCGCACAGGUACAUGCGCAGCUUGUUGCAGAUGCAGCGGACCCAGGCAAGUACCUUUACAAUACGCCAGUUCAUAUUUCACCCGCUUCUAAACCAUCAAUAACGCUUCGACCCUUAAACAAGCCCAAUCGUGAACUCACCCAACUCAAAAAGGGUGACACAUGUGGCGACGGCAAGGUUCUUAUUUCAGUCAACCUGCAGGGUAAAUAUGCAUUGCCAGAUUUUGAAGAAUGGAAACGGUGGCUCGCUCAAGAUAUUCCGGAUGGUAUCGCAGACAUAAAAAUUCAAGCCGUAUUUGGGGCGGCAUCGACAUUUUGUCUUUUCACUGUUCCUGUGGAGGUAUGGGACAUGAUGAAGGACGACGACGCCUAUGCGUUUGUCCAGUUUGUUAAUACGGACAACUUUUACCUUCCCGAUUGUCCCGCCUGCGACUCAUCCCUACAGGUGCUUUCUCCGCGACAACAAUCUGCUGGGCCUGGUCCAGCCCUUCAAGAAAAUAUCCCUUUCCAAGGGAAAAAAAAAUUGGACAAGGGAAAAGGGCGUCAGUAA
Messenger RNA from Ophidiomyces ophidiicola, 1203 nucleotides. RefSeq lists its product as uncharacterized. The record is from RefSeq and is a predicted model, not a curated record. The coding region runs from base 1 to 1203 and encodes 400 amino acids. Lineage: Eukaryota; Fungi; Ascomycota; Eurotiomycetes; Onygenales; Onygenaceae. The transcript has 2 exons.